Mercenaria mercenaria is the source of this 1266-nucleotide messenger RNA. RefSeq lists its product as uncharacterized. The transcript has a single exon. Gene Ontology annotation, molecular function: alpha-1,6-mannosyltransferase activity. Gene Ontology annotation, biological process: protein N-linked glycosylation; cell wall mannoprotein biosynthetic process. NCBI's taxonomy places the organism in Eukaryota, Metazoa, Mollusca, Bivalvia, Venerida, Veneridae. The coding region runs from base 1 to 1266 and encodes 421 amino acids. The record is from RefSeq and is a predicted model, not a curated record. Gene Ontology annotation, cellular component: mannan polymerase complex.
AUGAGACGAAGAAUUACCUUAAAGAUGAUGGCAUUGAUAACUUGUUGUUUAAGUUUAAUGUGCACUAUAUUAAGUUUACAAGUAGCCACACGUUUUCAAAACAGUAAUAGAGCAUUGGACUUACUAAUACAACAAUCAGCAUGGAAUGCUACAAAUAUAAUUGCUGGCAAUUUUCGGAAUUACACAACGAAAGAAUCAUUACUUAAAUAUAAUCAAAAACUCGAGACGUCAAAUGGAGACGUGAUAAGAAAGAAUAUAACUAACCUAGACAAUGUUAAAUCAAUGGAUACUGGGAAAAAGAGCAAUGAAACAAAGACAAUUCAAUUAAAAAAGAAGAAAGAUAGUCUAGGGUCAAUAUAUAACCCUUUUAAUUUUAUACCAAAUGUUCGAUACGAGAAAACACAUUUAGUACCGUAUUUAAGCGAUGAUGUUAACAAUAAAUAUUUGACGCUACCUGAAACAAACUACACUCAGAGAGUUGUGAUUUUAUCGCCAAUAAGAAAUGCUGAAAAGUCUUUGGAAAUAUUUCAAACCCAGAUUAUAAAUUUAAGCUAUCCACACAAACUUAUAUCUGUGUUUUUCGGGGAAUCUGGUAGCACUGACAAAACAUUUGAAAAAGCACUAAAUGUUUCAAAAAAAUUGAAAGGAUUUAAUAACUUUAUGGAUUGUAGAGUUAUAAAUUUAAAGAUGUCAGGUGGAAUUCACGGGUCAAAUGAUUUCAGACAUAAGGUAGAAUACCAAAGGUACAGACGUUCUCACUUAGCAGCGGUUAGAAAUCGUCUUGUACGCUAUGCUCUUCAGAAUACAGCUUUCGAUCAUGUUUUAUGGAUAGACAGUGACGUUGAAGAAUUUCCAACAGACUUGGUGCAGCAAAUGUUGUUCGCGAAAUCAGAUGUCGUUGCCGCGUCAUGUCUUGUGAAGGAUCGCAUGUAUAAAGGGAUGUAUGACUGUAAUUCUUGGAGAGAAACAGAACAUUCAUUACAACAUCAGUCAAAUAUGCCAGCAGACGCGCUUGUUUUAGAAUGUUAUGGUAGAAGCGAAAGAAUAUUUCUACCAUAUCUUAAAAGAGAUGGUCGUGUAGUGAAACUAGACGGCGUUGGUGGAUGUGCGCUAAUGGUAAAAGCUGACUGUUUCCGAAGUGGUCUUCUAUUUCCUGAAGUGGUCUACAAGCGCCAUAUUGAAACAGAGGGACUGGCUAAAAUGGCCCUUGAUAUGGGAUAUAGUGUUGUCGGUCUUCCUUUUGUUGAAGUUUUUCAUCAUUUCUAA